AUGGCAUCGAAAUUGCAGAAUAAAUCGUCUGUUAGUCAGCCUGUAUCUGAUUGGACGUUUGAACAGGCGCUUCUACUUCUUCGAGAAGAGAAGCAAGGGCCUAGAGAGGACAAGAUGUUGAAUCAUUGUUUGGACUUGUUCCUCGGUGCCAAUUCAGAUGUAUUUACCCAAUCGGCCCUUGCAUUUAUCGUGAAAAAUACGGGUAGUAUAUCAUUAACUUCGUCCAAGGGCUUCACUAUCAGAGGUGUUCAGUAUGACAAUGACUUGUCUAAUGUUGACAUCGAAUACGCAAAGGAAAUCUCCCAAAUGUUGAGUAUAAAUCCUAUGGAAACUCUUCGGAUUAUGGUGGCAGCAUCAAAAAGAAUUCCGGACACUCAUCCUCUUCGUUUGACUGAAGAGGAUUCGAAGUUUUGGCUCUUGGACUCGGAUAAAACUGAAGCAAUGUCUUAUUACACCAGUCGAAUACUACGAGAGCAGCGAACUAUAAUUAGAAUUUGCAUUUUGCUAAUAAAGGAGAAGAGGAUUGCUUCGACUACGGCCAAUUCAGAAAAGAUCUCUGCCUCGUUGAUGUCCAAUGGUUACAAAUUGAUAGAGUCACAGCUCGAUUUUGUUGAAUUUAUAGCGAAUCAGAUACUACACAGAUGCAGUGAAAAUUCGUUGGAUAAGCUAGUACGUCAAGAGUAUUAUCUAAUAUUGUUGGACCUUCUUAACUAUUUAAGCUAUUCAAUUUUAGCUUCGAAACGUGGGUUUACGAAGCCUACAGUUGCACGUUGGUUUGGGAUCAUGGAGAAGACAGGUAAUCUUUCUAAUAUAACCAAGAAGAUGGAUAGUAAGGAAAUGGCCUCAACUAUGGAAGGCCUUGCCACUGUGAUAUCCAUUCUCUUUCUCGAUUUGGACUUCAAUUUUGGCUCUCUUGAAGAUGAUUCAUCUUUCAUGAAUGAUCCUCAAGAUAUGUCGACGAUUACUAGCUCCAUUUUAAACACUGUAGCUAACCCCAUUGUUUUGUAUGCUUGGGCCAUUGUUCUUCAUAGAAAGCAUACGGUGCUAUCUUCGGAAUUAGAUCAUCCCAAAACCAAAGCGUUCAUUACUAAAUUUCAAUCUUUAGAGUCUAUUGAGAGCACUUUCAUCUCACUUGCAGAAGAGGCAGCCAGAUUGAACGUCUCUUCAGCACUAUUGAAGUGUCACAAAUUGCUUUCUUAUGACAACGUCUACUGCAAUAUCUUGGCAUCUUUUGCCGUGGCAUCUGUUCCAUACGUCAAAAUGGCAGAUGAAAUAACUUCUGGUAUUGCUGAGAUUAUGUCUACUGCUUCAGACGAUGUGGUUAAGCGAUUCUUCGACAAUUCAGCCUCUGAAGAUAUGCUUUCAUUGGCCAGAGCUAAGAUGCCUCUCUCCUUGAGAUCCUUCAUUGCUCUCGUGAGUAUCAAUACCAAUUUGGCAUUAGAAGAGUUUCAAACUAUUUCUUCGUACAUGCAAGUAUUCUCACAGAGCGAGUUUUGCUAUAAGUAUGCGAUAGAUGAUGAGAAUCCUGAUUUAAUUAAGCUUAUACGAGAUGUCGAUGUGUUCCCUCCAUAUGAGAACGGCAAGGAGUUAUCUUUACUUCUAAGAGAGGGUACUAAAGCUCAGAUUCUUCCUGGAGGAGGCGGUGUCAAUAAGGAUAAAAUUGUUGUCGCUUUCAUUUAUGAGUAUUCCGGUUGGGCAUUAUUAGGCCGUGUCCUUAAGAAUUUGUCUACUCGUCUGGAUGAUGAUGUGGAGAAGCUUCUACUGCUCACUCAAAGUUUCGAGUUGUUAGCCAAAGUGUUUAAAGAGGCAGAUAAAGCUACUGUCGACAACGUUAUCUACGCAUUGAAUGCUUUUGUUGGUGAAAAUGAUAUUAUCGAAAUUGUUUUCCGCAUUCUUGAUCAAGCAUUGGUGCUCAGAACUGUAAAACUCCUCUCCAGCUGUAUGAAGUUUGUGUGCUCCCUCACCUGUAAAGGAUAUUCUUAUCGCGUGUGGUCCUAUUUGUACAAAUCCAAUCUCUUGGGCCUCCAGCCGAAUGGAGGACUUGCGGCCACCGUAAUGGGCACCACAGAAAUGGUUUCCGGCGAGUUCACGUUCACUCUUUCUCUUCUUGAGCUCUCAGAAUUGCUUGUUAGAGACUGUAUUCGGAUUGACGCUAAGGUGUCAAGAAAACUCAAAGCUCAGGUUCUUGAUCGACUUCUGGCCCAUUUUGUUCAGCUAUUUGAAAACUUCACCAAUUGGAAGUAUCUUUUGUCCCACCAGCGUCUUCAGAUCGGAUGUCUUUGUGUGGGGAUAUUCAAUAUGAUUCUUAAGUCAUUAUAUGGAGUUGACGACCAAACUGAGUUGGACAAAAGAGUUAAUGGAACAUUUUUCUUGGCCUCUAAAAGAAUUAUAGGUUCGUUUCUUGUUUACGAUUCUUCUGUCCCUCGUUCCAUUAAGCCUUUAGCUGCACUCAUCGAUUCAACUGCUUCGUCUUACACAGAUCCUAUUUCUAGUGAUCUCUGUGGACUAUGGUGGUCACGUUGGUUCCAAGACUCAUUUCAUUUUUGUUCGACCCUUAUCAAGGUGCGUUCGGUUACAAAGUCAGCCACUUUAUCUUCCCUAGAAUUGGCUCUCUAUGCCAGACUUCCUAAUUUGGUGAAUAUAUAUCUCAACAAUAUGGACAAGCGUCAACUCAUUGUUGAAAUACUUACCAAUCUUGUCGGUGCUAAAUGCAAUAGUGAGCCUCCAUCUCUGCUAACUCAUCUUCGCCAAACGCAUACGGAAAUUCUUCUUAGAUGUCUGAGCAUUGAUAUGUCUAGCAAAGCAGAGACCUAUGGGUUGAAAAUUGCGUUGUAUGAUUUAUUCUCUUCCGUCAUGGAAGGAGGUCAAGAGGGACUUUCUAUUGUGUUUAUUACUGGUCGUGAUAUCAAGGAUUCGCUGCAGAAUCCAUCGAAGAACAGUCAUAAGGCUUUUUCCUUACUCAGGAUCUUGAAACAAGAUGUGUCUAUUAUCAGACAGUACCCCUCCAAUGUGGCUAUUCACAUGGCAGAUGCAAUUGCUUUGGCUUUCAGUUCGUGGACUUCUGCGGAGCAGCAGGCUGACGAUACUCAAUUUGUGAGCCAACUACUCGACAAGCUCGACGACUUUCCCAAAUCUGCCGUCUCGGGAAGCUGUGCAGAUCCUACUGCUUUUAUCAGCUACUGUUAUGAAGUAAGAUUACUUUCCAAGUUGGCUGAGAUUUUAUCUCUUUACUUAUUUGUUUUAAAGAACACUCAGUCCAAGCGGCUGAUUCUUAAAAGGCUGAACGAGUCUUCUUUUAUUGAUCAUUUGGCAUCAAAAUUCAAAGUUGUUGGUUACAAAGAGUUUCUUCAGGAAGCCGUUAAAGAUAGGUUCCACAGUGUCUGGCCUCAGUUCCAGCUCAGCCAGUUUAUAAGAGCUUCGGGUUACAAAGAGCAUCGGUUUGGACUGGAAUCUGUGUACUCUUUCCCGCUGCUGGAAAUGCUUUUGGGCACCAGCGAACAAUGGCCUUCCAUCAAACACGAGAUAGCUGAUGCCAGUGUGAACACCCAGUAUUUCUCCGUACAGGUCUCUGUCGCUAAAUCUUUUGCCGCUCUAAUCACCUGCAUUUGCAAGGUUGAUGGUAAAAAUAUGAAUCCUGGAUAUUUGCAGGUUGCUGAAUCGUUGCUAAGAGCCUGCGACGAAGAAGGUGUUCCUUCACAGCUGUUUCAGGACUUGUUCCGUGUGAGAAUUGAGUUAGCUUUUUAUAUAUGCCUUUCGUUCUCGAAGCGAGUCAAUUUCAAGGUUGACAGCGGGACUUUACUCAACGUUAUUAUUUCUGCAUCACGCUUAUUGGAUUCCAAAGAGAUUGGACUUUUACAGAGCUUGCUCAAUAUGAAGGUUUCAUAUUACAAACCACUCUUGCGAAUCUUGCUCAUCUGUCUUGAUCUGGUUCCCAGCGAAUUCAAUGUGGUGGAGUUUUCUGCUACUUUUUGUGACAUCUACAGCGAGAUUCUAUGCCGUGCUACCAAACUGCUUUUUGAUAGUAUUAGAACUAAUGCCUUGGCCUCUCCUAAAGCUGAGCUAGGCAGUUCGCGGCUUAUAGCUAAACAGGUGGACGAUGUGAUUUUGGUAAUGAAGAUGUUUAAAUCCUUUUUGAGGUUGAACCUCCCGGAAGAUCUUCAACACAGUGUGGCCAAUGCUACUAUAAACACGGGAGCUUAUAGAUCCCUUGCCUCUCUGUAUUCUGUGAGUCACUUGAUCAAAGUUAAUGACGAAGAAAUUUUUGCCGAUUUUGCACUUAUGUUUAUCUAUGAAUUAGUGCGUAACAAGACUGUUGCCCAUAGUCUUGUUCGAAAUGGAUUGUUCACAGUUCUUAUUGAGUCGCCAAUAUCUGUGCGUAUUCAGGCUGGCAAUGCCAAACCGUAUCCAAUUUCCAUGUCGAGAUUGCAGCAUUUAUGGGCGGAUGGAUUGCUACCUAUUGUUUUAACCGUGAUGGGCUACUUUGGAGACACCGUUCUUGCAGAGGCUUGUCUUUUUGUUACAGCUUUUGAAAAGCAGAUUAACAGUACAAUUCAGGCAUGGUAUGAAACGGAUUCACCGAUCAGUACCAAGUUUAUUGAGGAAACUUCCCAGAUUAUCCUUCUGGCCAAGGCCUUAAACUCUUUGGAUGCCUAUAAUUACAUAAGAAACUCUGCCAUUACCGAAGAUACUUCUGAGUUGGUUAGAUUGGUGCCUGGCCUAGAUACCGAAGUGGAGAGACACAAGCUUUCGAUUGCAUUGAGUUACUUGAUAUCGCAUCCAAAGUACCUUACUUUACGCAUAGUUCCUUCGAGUGCAGAGGAACAGAGAACAUUACAAUCCGAUGAUAGCAUGAAGUUCACAGAAGAAGUUGUCUGUUUGUUGAAGGAACUCAAGAGUUCAUUAGAGUAG
Messenger RNA from Brettanomyces nanus, 4908 nucleotides. RefSeq lists its product as uncharacterized. Bases 1 to 4908 code for a protein of 1635 amino acids. The record is from RefSeq and is a predicted model, not a curated record. Gene Ontology annotation, molecular function: structural constituent of nuclear pore. The transcript has a single exon. Gene Ontology annotation, cellular component: nuclear pore inner ring. Lineage: Eukaryota; Fungi; Ascomycota; Pichiomycetes; Pichiales; Pichiaceae. Gene Ontology annotation, biological process: RNA export from nucleus; protein import into nucleus.